GAAAGAAAAUGAGACUCUCUCUCUCUCUCUCUGAUAAAUUCUCUCUCUCCGUAAAAUGGCGGAAAAUUUAGUAAUUUUUUAAUUUUUUAUCAUGGUAGUUUUGUUUUUUAAAAUAAUAUCAAAAAACAUACAAAAAAAAGUUGCAAAUUAAAAAUAAAAACACAAUUUUUUGUUUGUUUUAAUUAACUUUGGAAAUAAUAUAUAGGGAUACUUGAUAAUUUUUUUUUUUUUCAUCUACGCUCUGUCUAUGCAGAAAAAAAACCGUGAACCUAGACAAUUUUAAUUUGUUGAUAUUUGUAUUUAAUAAUUUUUUUUUCACAUAAUCACAUCUGGAUUUUUACCCGGUUAAUGUUUAUCAAUGUUUAUGUCAAAUACUCUAUUUUUUUUAAAAAAUACAUUUUUGUAUAUUAAAUUAUAAAUAAAAUAUUAAAAUACAUAUUAAAAAAAAAAACAUUAUUUUAAUCAAAAAAAAAUAAAAUAGGUAAAACUUGUAUUUUUUAAAUAUCUAUAUUUUUUUUUGGAGGUUAAAGUUGAAUGGUUUAAAAAAAAAAAACAACAAUUAAUAUAUUCUAUUAAAGAGUUCAUAAUUGUAAAUAAAUCACAAUGACUUCAAUUAUAAAAUUACAUGCUAUAUCUGGAGCAUUAGAUGAAUCUCCACCUUGUUAUAUUCUACAAAUUGAUGAACUACGAAUACUUCUUGAUUGUGGAUGGGAUGAAAAUUUUAAUCAAGAUUUUAUAAAAGAAUUAAAAAGACAUGUACAUCAAAUUGAUGCAGUACUAUUGUCAUAUCCAGAUCCAUUGCAUUUAGGUGCAUUGCCAUAUUUAGUUGGUAAAUGUGGUUUAUCAUGUCCAAUAUAUGCAACAAUACCAGUAUAUAAAAUGGGACAAAUGUUUGAAUAUGACAUGUAUUUAUCAAGACAUAAUAUGGAAGAUUUUGAUUUAUUUACACUUGAUGAUGUUGAUGCUGCAUUUGAAAAAAUAAUACAAUUAAAAUAUAAUCAAAGUGUAUCAUUAAAAGGUAAAGGACAUGGUGUUACAAUAACACCAUUACCAGCUGGUCAUAUGAUUGGUGGUACAAUGUGGAAAAUAGUUAAAGUUGGUGAAGAAGAUAUAAUAUAUGCUGUUGAUUUUAAUCAUAAAAAAGAACGUCAUUUAAAUGGUUGUGAAAUGGAUAAUCGUAUGCAAAGACCAUCAUUAUUAAUAACAGAUGCAUUUAAUGCAACAUAUCAACAAGCAAGAAGAAGAACACGUGAUGAAAAAUUAAUGACAAAUAUAUUACAAACAUUACGUGGUGGUGGUAAUGUACUUGUUUGUGUUGAUACUGCUGGUAGAGUACUUGAGCUAGCUCAUAUGUUAGAUCAAUUAUGGCGUAAUAAAGAAUCUGGUUUAUUAGCAUAUUCAUUAGCAUUAUUAAAUAAUGUUAGUUAUAAUGUUGUUGAAUUUGCAAAAUCACAAAUUGAAUGGAUGAGUGAUAAAUUAAUGAGAAGUUUUGAGGGUGCACGUAAUAAUCCAUUUCAAUUUAAACAUUUACAAUUAUGUCAUAAAAUGAGUGAUUUAAAUAAAGUAACAUCACCAAAAGUUGUAUUAACAAGUACACCAGAUAUGGAAUGUGGUUUUUCACGUGAUUUAUUUCUUCAAUGGUGUACAAAUCCAAUACAUAGUAUUAUAAUAACAAGUAGAACAUCACCAGGUACAUUAGCUAGAGAUUUAGUUGAUAAUGGUGGUAAUAGAAAUAUAACAUUAGAAAUUAAAAGACGUGUUAAACUUGAUGGUAGUGAACUUGAAGAAUAUCAAAAAAAAGAACGUAUUAAACAAGAACAAAUAAAACAAGAAAAAAUGGAAACAGCUGAUAUUAGUUCUGAAUCAGAAGAUGAAAUUGAAGUUGGUGGUGGACGUGGUAAACAUGAUUUAUUAGUUAAACAAGAAACAAAACCAGGUUUUUUUAAACAAAAUAAAAAACAACAUCCAAUGUUUCCAUUUGUUGAAGAAAAAAUUAAAAUUGAUGAAUAUGGUGAAAUAAUUAGACCAGAAGAUUAUAAAAUAGCUGAUACAAUACAAGAAAUUGAUGAUAAUAAAGAAAAUUUAGAUAUACAAAUUGAUGAACAAACAAUACAACCAGAAAUAUCAUCUGAUAUACCAACAAAAUGUAUUAAAAUAACACGUACUGUUAAUGUUAAAGCAUCAAUAACAUAUAUUGAUUUUGAGGGUAGAUCUGAUGGUGAAUCAUUACAAAAAAUAUUACAACAAUUAAAACCACGAAGAGUUGUAUUUGUACGUGGUUCAAAAAAAAAUUGUGAUUUACUUGCACAACAUACACAAUCAAGUGAAACAAAAGUAUUUAUACCAACAAGAGGUGAAACACUUGAUGUUACAACUGAAACACAUAUUUAUCAAGUACGUUUAACAGAUGCACUUGUUUCUGGUUUAAAAUUUUCAAAAGGUAAAGGUGAUUCAGAAGUUGCAUGGAUUGAUGCUAUGAUAACAGCACGUGAACAUGGACAUAAAGAUAUUAUUACUGAUACAAAUAAUACAGAUGAUGAUAAUGAAAAAAUAUUAACACUUGAACCAGUACCAAUUAAUGAAAUUCCAGGACAUCCAACUAUAUUAAUAAAUGAAUUAAAAAUUGGUGAUUUUAAACAAAUUCUAACAAAAAAUAAUAUACAAUGUGAAGUUAAAGAUGGUAUUAUUUGGUGUUGUAACAAUACAAUUGUCAUUAGAAGACUUGAAGCUGGUAAAUAUGUUGUUGAUGGAUGUCUCAGUGAAGAAUACUACAAAGUACGUGAAUUAUUGUAUGAACAAUAUGCAAUUAUUUAAAUAUGUGUAUUAUAUUAUUAAGAUUAAAAUGAAAAUAAAUCUUAAUAACAACAAAAAAAACAUUUAAAUUUUUAUGUUGAUAAUAUUAUGUAUUGUAAAAAAAAAUUUCUUUAAAAUUUAAUUUAUAUUUAAUAAAAAUAAAAAUAUUUCUACUUAUGUA
Aphidius gifuensis is the source of this 2974-nucleotide messenger RNA. RefSeq names its product probable cleavage and polyadenylation specificity factor subunit 2 (gene CPSF2). Gene Ontology annotation, biological process: mRNA 3'-end processing by stem-loop binding and cleavage. Lineage: Eukaryota; Metazoa; Arthropoda; Insecta; Hymenoptera; Braconidae. Gene Ontology annotation, molecular function: RNA binding. The coding region runs from base 604 to 2814 and encodes 736 amino acids. The record is from RefSeq and is a predicted model, not a curated record. Gene Ontology annotation, cellular component: mRNA cleavage and polyadenylation specificity factor complex. The transcript has 3 exons.